This is a messenger RNA of Vigna angularis (adzuki bean), 816 nucleotides long. RefSeq lists its product as uncharacterized. The coding region runs from base 111 to 560 and encodes 149 amino acids. The record is from RefSeq and is a predicted model, not a curated record. Lineage: Eukaryota; Viridiplantae; Streptophyta; Magnoliopsida; Fabales; Fabaceae. The transcript has 4 exons.
CUGUCAUCAAGAACAAUAUAAAAAUAUUAGAAAGCCGUGAUGAUGAGCAAGUAGGUUAAUUAUCCUUUUAGAUAUAUUACUCACAGUUUCACUCACAGUUUCACAACACAAUGGGUUCUCUCAUGGCAGGAUGGGACUCUACCCAUGUGGAUCCUAAGUCAGCCACACUUAAGAGGAACCGUUCACUGACCAAAGAUGAAAUUAACGCUUUCUGGAAAUCGAAGAAGAAGAUAGAGGAAGAACACCUUACUGCUAUUUCCACUUCACCACACACUGUUCAGAAUGAACAGGGCAGGAUGAACAACACAGAGUCUGAGAGGAAGUUUCAGAAAUCAGUGAGCAUGCCAGUGACACGUGUACGUGAAAACGUAAAUAAGGAGAUUUUUGAUACAAGUUUGGAGCAGCUUAUCGAGAAAAAUGGCUGGUGGACCAGGAGUAGCUGGGCAUUUCUGAAUGAACCUCCAGUGAAUGAAGCUGCAUCAUACAAGUACACAUCACAGUUUCAUGUUGCCAACAUGGAAUCAUCAAAAUUUAACCCUCAAAAUGGAAUUAGUGCUUGAUAUAUAUAUCAUGAUGUUGGUGUUGGUGUCUGCAUAAAAAACUAUAUAAUAUAUAUAACAUGAUGUUAUUAGUGGGUUUAGUUGGUGUUGUUCAUGUUGAGUGAACUAUAUGUUAUGAGAGAUUUGGUGUGUGUUUUUGGUUUGGGAGAAUUGAAGGCACAAAUGGAGAAAGAACUUCUGAAGUUGAAAUGUUUGGUUUGUUUGAAGAUGGUAAUGGAAUGAUCUGAACAAUUAAUGAAUGACUUUGAUCUGCUAA